AUGGACGACGCGGUGCAAGAGCCGGAGAAGAAGAACUGCACCUUUCUAUUUAAAAGGCGUAAAAUUCGCAAUAAUGCCACGAGAAAGCGGAGAGGAGCGGACGGCAGUGAUAAUAGCAGCGAAGAUGAGACCAUGGUGGUUAAGAAGGAAAAAAAGCAGGAUGAUCACAAUCCCAUGAUACAAAGCACAAGUGUGAAUAAACAUCAGAAGAAGAUUAAUUGCGAUGAUGAUAAUAGCGAGGAUGACAGCAUAACUGUGUCAUAUAAGAGUAGCAGAACGGCUCUACCGGCUGGUCCAAGUGACCAAGGAGCAACGGCUAUUCUGCAGACAGAAACAGAAAAAGAUAGAGACGCGCAGGCACUGUUUGAGAAGGCCCAAAAAAUAAACGAGGAAUUAGAAGGGAAAGAAGAUGAUAAAAUUUAUAGAGGCUUGAAUAAUUAUGUACAAUACUAUAAAAAGAAGGAUACUGCGGCUGGAAAUGCAUCCAGCGGAAUGGUACGCAAGGGACCAAUUCGAGCACCGUCUAAUCUUAGAGCAACAGUCAGGUGGGACUAUCAACCUGAUAUAUGCAAAGAUUACAAAGAGACUGGUUUCUGUGGUUUUGGAGAUAGCUGUAAGUUUUUACACGAUCGAUCAGAUUAUAAAUUGGGAUGGCAAUUGGAAAGAGAAGCUGCUACUGGCGAAUAUAACGACAGUGGAGACGAAGACGAUAAGAAAUAUGAGAUUGACAGUGAUGAGGACAAUUUGCCAUUCAAAUGCUUUAUUUGUAGAAAUAGUUUCACGGAUCCUGUUGUUACAAAAUGUAAACAUUACUUUUGUGAAAAAUGUGCUUUGGAGCAAUAUAGGAAAAGUACACGAUGUUACAUCUGCAAUGCCCAAACUAACGGUACAUUUAAUCCUGCAAAAGAACUUAUUGCACGAACUAAAUUGGAAGAAAAGGAGAUAACCGCAGCAAGCGAAGAUUCUAGUGAAGAUUAAGGAGUAAAACUACUCUAGCACGAAAAUUAAGCUUAACUUAACUUUAUGAAUUUUUUUCGGGAAUGUAAUGAAAAAAAUAAAAAUAUGUAUUUUAGGUCUUUGUUGUAUAUACAUUAAAGUGUAAAAUAAUUUUUUUUAUAAUUUUAUUACAAAAUGGCGACGCUACAGCUCUGCAAUGUAACAUCUUCUCAUGGACAAUGCUCUGCGACCGGAACGAUAACUCCAGCAAUUUUUAAUCUAAAAUAAAAAAAACAAAAAUUUUUUUAAUCUACAUUCCAAAAGCUAGAGAAAGACAUACGAAAAUUGCAAUAUACCAUUUUUUUACCAUUUAAGCAAAAAAAAAACGAUUUUUUGAAAAUUCUAGAGUGGC
Messenger RNA from Cyphomyrmex costatus, 1348 nucleotides. It is a transcript of the gene mdlc, whose product is annotated as RING finger protein mdlc. The record is from RefSeq and is a predicted model, not a curated record. Gene Ontology annotation, molecular function: metal ion binding. NCBI's taxonomy places the organism in Eukaryota, Metazoa, Arthropoda, Insecta, Hymenoptera, Formicidae. The transcript is spliced from 6 exons. The coding region runs from base 1 to 978 and encodes 325 amino acids. Gene Ontology annotation, cellular component: U2-type spliceosomal complex. Gene Ontology annotation, biological process: snoRNA splicing.